Linum tenue is the source of this 2497-nucleotide messenger RNA. Lineage: Eukaryota; Viridiplantae; Streptophyta; Magnoliopsida; Malpighiales; Linaceae. The record is from the annotation of a GenBank genome assembly.
GGAGAUGAUCUUAUGUACUUGGAUCGUGUUCAUUGAUUUCAAAUACCCAGCGACGAGAUCGAGGGCUUUCCCUCCCUCCACCAUCAACACCAAGUCAAAAAGAUUCCACAGACUUUCCCCUUCCCAUCCUCACAAAGAACCCCCCCUCUUUUGUUGAUUUUCUCCCAGGAUAAACAAAGGAUUCUUUACUUCUGCAAGUUGUUAUCACUUGUCAUCUUUGAGUGUUUGUUUCCCUUCAAAAUUCUCUUUUUGGGGUAUUGGUUUCUGACCUAACCCCACAGAAUUCCUCAAAAGUCAAGAACCUCUUAUUGUUUUCAAGCGGUACUUUCGUUAAUGCGCAGAUAAUAAUAAAUAUUAUCCUUUUAUCUUCAUCCACCACCUUGCCACCUCCCACCUACAGGCGCUCAGCUACAGGUUGGAGGGCUCCUUUGUGGUUCUUUUUGUUCAAAAUGGGAAAAAGUUAAAAGCUUGGCUGAAGAAUUUCUGUCUGUUUUUCUGGUUCUGUUUCCAAUUAAAGCUUGAUUUGGGGCGGGUUUGGCAAUGCUAGGAUGAAUCUUUGUUAGACUAGAAGAUAACUGGUGAAUUGGAAAUCAGUUGCUGCCGAAGAAAGAGGAGAGAUGGUGGUGAGGAGAGUUGGGAAGUAUGAGGUCGGGAGGACAAUUGGGGAAGGAACUUUUGCUAAAGUGAAGUUUGCUCAGAACACAGAGACUGGUGAGAGUGUCGCCAUGAAAGUGCUGGAUCGCAGCACCAUCAUCAAGCACAAGAUGGUCGAUCAGAUCAAGAGAGAGAUAUCUAUAAUGAAACUUGUCAGGCAUCCGAAUGUAGUUCGGCUACAUGAGGCAUGCACUCCUUACUUGAGUAUUAGAUUUCGUGUGUCGGUUUUAGCAAGCCGUACGAAGAUCUACAUAAUCUUGGAGUUCAUUACAGGUGGUGAAUUGUUUGAUAAAAUAGUGCAUCAUGGGAGAUUGAGUGAGGCUGAAGCUAGGAGAUACUUUCAGCAGCUUAUCGAUGGUGUGGAUUAUUGCCACAGUCAAGGAGUUUAUCACAGAGAUUUAAAGCCUGAAAAUCUGCUGCUUGAUUCACAAGGAAAUUUAAAGAUAUCUGAUUUUGGUCUGAGUGCUCUUCCCCCAGAAGGUGUUACAUUGCUGCGAACAACUUGUGGAACUCCUAAUUAUGUGGCACCUGAGGUACUUAGCCACAAGGGUAAGGGUUACAAUGGAGCUGUGGCUGAUGUGUGGUCCUGUGGCGUCAUCCUUUAUGUUCUCAUAACUGGAUAUCUUCCUUUUGAUGAACUUGACCUCACCACGUUAUAUAGUAAGGCAUGCACAUUAAUCAAGUGGACUGAUUUCCCUUCAGUUUGUAUUGACAACGCAGAGUUCUCAUGCCCUUCUUGGUUUCCAGUGGCCGCGAAGUCAUUGAUCCACAGAAUUUUGGACCCAAAUCCUCAAACUCGAAUUACCAUCGAACAGAUAAGGGAUGAUGAGUGGUUUAAGAAAAACUAUGACCCGGUAAGACUACCUGAACAUGAAGACGUGAACUUGGAUGAUAUAAAUGCAGCCUUUGAUGAUCCCGAGGAGCAAAGUACAGUUGAAGAAGGUGGAAGUGAGGACUUGGGUCCUCUGAUUCUUAAUGCCUUUGACUUGAUCAUUUUAUCACAAGGAUUAAACCUCGGCACCCUAUUUGACCGGGGUCAGGACUCUGUGAAGUAUCAAACAAGGUUUGUUUCUCGCAAGCCAGCAAAGGUUGUAUUGUCAACAAUGGAAGUGGUUGCUCAAUCAAUGAGUUUCAAAACACAUAUCCGCAAUUACAAGAUGAGAGUGGAAGGUCUUUCAGCUAACAAGAGUGCUCAUUUCUCAGUAAUCUUAGAAGUAUUUGAAGUUGCUCCCACGUUCUUCAUGGUUGAUGCACAGAGAGCAGCCGGUGAUGUCAGUGAGUACCUCAAGUUUUACAAGAACUUCUGUGGCAAGCUUGAAGAUAUCAUCUGGAAACCACCCAUUGAAUCAGGCAGACAUAAGAUCACCAAGACUAAGAGCAAGAGGCGUUGACUUUAUGUUACUCCCAUUCAAUCUCUACCCACACAGGCUGUUUUACUUCUCAUCCCACAUGAACCCUAAUCUCCAUGCCUGAAUCUAACAGUGCCCCCUUUCCCAACGAGGAGAAAAUGAAUUGAACAGAAGGCAUAGAACACCAAACUUUUAGCCUUCGGAGAUUAUGUGAGAUAGGCUGGAUCUCUUGAAUCAAUGACUUAAUAUCGUGUAGUUUGCUUGCCUGUUGUAAGUUUGCCAUUUAAUAUGUUUCUUUUGAUGCAUGCCAUGUAAUUUUAUUGCUGCAUAGUAAAGAAGAGCCAGAGAACUCUCCACGCAAGACGAUCUUAAUGAAACUGUGGCAGGCUCUACGCAUUCUCGUGUUCUUGUUGACUCUUAUUGAGGGAUCAGUUUGAAUAUUUAGCAACCCAAAUCCCACAGCCAACUUCUGGCUGUGAUUCGCAGCAGAAGCA